AUGACGACGGUGUUCCCCACGCAGAGAUUGCACAACAAGACGGUGCUCGUGACGGGAGCAUCCGGAGGUAUCGGCAAGGCAACUGCGAUCCUGUUUGCGCGUGCUGGAUGCAAUGUGAUUUUGACGGCGCGUCGGGCGGACGAGCUGGCGGCUGCAGCGACCGAAUGCUCCCUGGCGAAUCAGCAGGGCCAGACGGGCGCAGGCGGGAACUUUGCGGCGAUCACGCUCGACAUGCGCGAUCGCACGCAGCUCGACGGCCUGCUCCCCAGCCUGCCUGAGUGGGCCAAGAACGUCGAUAUCCUCGUCAACAACGCCGGGCUGGUGCUCGGCACGGACAAGGUCGGCGACAUCUCGCCGGACGAUAUCGACACAAUGAUCGACACCAACGUCAAAGGGCUGAUCCACCUGACGCAGAUCUUUGUGCGCGAGUUCAAGGCGCGCAAUGCGGGCCACAUCAUCAACCUCGGCUCGAUCGCCGGGCGCGAAGGCUACCCCGGCGGCUCGAUCUACUGCGCCUCCAAGUUCGCCGUCAACGCCUUCACCUCGGCGCUGCUCAAGGAACUCGUCGACACGCCCAUCCGCGUCACCGAGAUCCAGCCGGGCAUGGUCGAGACCAGCUUCAGUGUCACGCGCUUCCGAGGCGACAAGGCCGCCGCCGACAAGGUGUACCAGGGCCUGCAGCCGCUGAGCGGCGAAGACAUUGCCGAGGAGAUCGUGUGGGCUGCUAACAGGCCGGCCCAUGUCAACAUUGCCGAGACGCUCGUGUUCCCCGUGAACCAGGCCAGUCCGUAUCAUGCCUACCGCGGUGGCAACUAG
Molecule: messenger RNA, 816 nt
Organism: Sporisorium graminicola
Lineage: Eukaryota; Fungi; Basidiomycota; Ustilaginomycetes; Ustilaginales; Ustilaginaceae
Exons: 1
Coding region: 1-816 (271 amino acids)
Cellular component (GO): cytosol
Molecular function (GO): oxidoreductase activity
Source: RefSeq, a predicted model, not a curated record